AUGCAUGGAGUACUACCCAUCUGCCCUUGGGAAUGCAGUUACAGUAAGGUUGUACAUGGCGGAUUCUGGGAAGUGACGUCGCUUUCCCCCCCUGAAGCUCACAUCUGCAGCAAGUACAAGCGAGAGCAAGGAGCAAACGCCAUCGCCAACAGCAUCAAGGUUAUGAAGCGGCAAUGGGGCAACCUUGUUCGUGGCGCACCUUUCAUUUCUGCGAAAACCUUGCAGCAGAUUCUCUCGUCACACAGCAAGUUUGUCAUCAGUUACAAGCAGGCGUGGCGGCUCCGUGAGGCAAUCCAGAAGGAAAUGUACGGCGAUUGGCAGGAGUCGUUCAGGUUGCUCCCGGAGUUGGCUCGCAGGUUCGAGCAGAACGAUCCUGGUGGAAUGUUCAAGAUUCAGACGGUCGACGGAUGCUUCCACCGGAUGUACAUUCAGCCGUCCGCAUCUCGCGGUGCGCUUGGUUUUUGCCGGCCCGUUGUUCCACUAGACGGGACCAUCCUAAUCAGUGCUCAACGCGCAACCCUGCUCAUUGCCGUGGCACUUGACGCCAACCAGAAGAUUCUGAUGCUGGCGUGGGCUCUGGUCGAAGGAGAGAACAAAGACUCGUGGUCCUGGUUCCUGCAACACUUUAUGGUGAGCUUCCCGGAGUGGCCGCACCGUGACGAUGCAUCGAUUAUCAGCGAUCGCGACAAGGGCCUGAUUCCUGGUGCACGAGAUGUACUCCCGGCUGGCAUACCUCAUUACUUUUGUGCUUGGCAUCUCCACCAGAAUGUUGUGAAGUUUGGAGAGGCUGCGGCUCUUUUUUUUUGGCGUCUUGUGAAGUGCAGGGACGACGACAAAUGGGACGCAUUGGUUUCAGCCGGCCGCCGUGACUUCAAGGAAAUGAUGACCUAUCUCCUCGGCGACGAGAAGCCUAUCUCGGGUCCAGCUCCGGCAGAUGCUGCACAGCAGCAACGUCCCGCCCCCACCACAGCGGCUGAAGCACGUCAACAAGCUGCACAGAACCGUCGUCAGGGUCGUGAAGCAGCGCGUUCCGCCAGGGGUUUAGGGACCACAUCACGUGCGCGUGGCCGUGGGGCGGGUGACGCGAGCGGGCCGGGAGCCACACCUCCCGAACCAGGGCAUGCACCUACCGCAGGCAGUUCUGCCCUGACGGCUCCGCCGCCAGACCCCCCGGCCACAAACGAGCCGCCCAGUCGUCCCUUGGGCUCGACACCUGCGGCUUCACGUCCAUUCGACUAUAAUCGCAUCCUGCGACGCGUAAGGACAGGUUACAUCCCCAGCAGCAUCAGGACGGACCCGCCACGUGCAUCAGCAUCAAGCGGAAACUCGGGCCAGGGGGGAGACGAGCAUGGUGGGGGAAAUACCUGCCAGGCACUGGUCGUUGUCAGUCUGGAUCACCCGUGGCCCGAUGUCGGUAGUGGCAACCCCCGUGUGAGGGUUGAAGCCGACUUUGAGGAGGACGACGUGGAGGAGGCAGAGGAGGCGGAUGCAGAACAAGCGGGGUAUUGUGAACGCAAAAUGGCUGCGCGUGAGAGAACUGCUCUACUCACCGAAGCUGCAGAGGAGCGGAUGGUAGAGAAGGAGACCCGGGCGGAGGGGUACGAGCUACUGGGCGGGGAUCUUGAGGAAGGAACCAUCCAGACCAGGGACACCGACGAUCCCAAGGAAUGGAGGUCCUUCAACGUCAACAUCAACAGCGAAGUGAGGACAUGCGACUGCUCGAACUGGGACCAGUACCAGUUUCCUUGCUCCCAUGCCGUGGCCUUUGCUCUGAAGCGAAAGCUUGACCCGCGCAGCCUCGUCUCUGACUACUACACCACGAAGAACUGGGCGGAGACUUAUUCUUCAACGGUGCGGGGUUCCUGUGUGGACCGCAUCGUCCUUGGGAGGAAACUGGCCCCAACAGGCCAGUGCGAUGCUCCACCCUUUCGGCGCACGGCUGCCGGCCGCCCGCCGAGCUACGCUCACGUCGAGAAGGCUGUGCAUCCGUACAAGUGCAGCGUUUGCCGUCUCCACGGUCACACAAAGAACCGCUGCAUGGGCAAGUAUGGUGGGAGCGCAUACCCGGAGAGGAGGAGGUUCCGUAACCGCCCUAAGGCCCGUAAAUCCUAUCGCGAGUCGGCACCUUUUGCGGGCACUAUUUGA
Molecule: messenger RNA, 2145 nt
Organism: Closterium sp. NIES-65
Lineage: Eukaryota; Viridiplantae; Streptophyta; Zygnematophyceae; Desmidiales; Closteriaceae
Source: the annotation of a GenBank genome assembly